Plectropomus leopardus (leopard coralgrouper) is the source of this 3679-nucleotide messenger RNA. The record is from RefSeq and is a predicted model, not a curated record. NCBI's taxonomy places the organism in Eukaryota, Metazoa, Chordata, Actinopteri, Perciformes, Serranidae.
UUAAGAGGACAGUAGUUAGCUUGUAUGUGGCUGUUGGCUGAUCAGACUAUGUCUUGCUAGUAUUACAUAAAUAGACAUGUUUUUAAUGGCUGUGCGAACAGAGGAACGGUCACAGCUCACCUGUGUGCAGCAGUAGAUGCUCUCCAUGCAGUGUGCUCCUUCCCCCUGAGGCUGUCAUCAGCUGUUUGACAGCAGAGCAGCAUGUCAGACUCUGGGAACCAGUCCUGUCUGAUGGGAGCAGAGGACACUGUCUCCUUCCUGGUGUGUGUGUUCCAUGCGUGGGAGGACUGGGCGGGCCUCGGUCAGUUGGAGGACUAUCUGAGUGUGUUGGAUUACCUGCUGUGGGUCUUCACCCCUCUGGCCAUCGUCUUCAUCCUGCCCUUCCUCAUCGUCAUUCUCCUUUACCUCUCUAUACUCUUCCUUCAUGUCUACAAGAGGAAGAAUCAGCUGAGGGAAGCUUACUGUAACAACCUGUGGGACGGAGCCAGGAAGACCCUGGCUACUCUGUGGGACGGACAUGGAGCCAUAUGGCAUGGCUAUGAGAUAUACGGGAUGGAGAAGAUCCCGGACAAAGGACCAGCACUGAUAGUGUACUAUCACGGAGCCAUUCCUAUCGACUACUAUUACUUCCUGGCCAAUGUAAUUAUCCAGAAGGGACGGCCCUGCCACUCUGUAGCUGACCACUUCCUCUUCAAGAUACCAGGUUUCAAGUUACUGUUGGAGGUGUUCAGUGUGAUCCACGGCCCUCAGGAGGAGUGUGUGCGGGCUCUGAGGAACGGUCACCUGCUGGGGAUUUCUCCAGGAGGAGUGCGGGAGGCUUUGUUCAGCGAUGAGACGUACCCUCUGCUCUGGGGAAAACGCAAAGGCUUUGCCCAGGUCGCCAUCGACUCGCAAGUGCCAGUAAUUCCAAUGUUUACUCAGAAUGUGCGGGAAGGCUUCAGAUCUCUGGGAACACUUAGUGCAGCAGGCGGUCCAGUCUCUGAUCGACCAGCACCAGCAGAUCCCCGGGAACAUCCUGAGAGCCUUGUUGGAGAGAUUUCACACCAAACGGAAAGACCACUAACAUCAGCAGACUGUGUAGUGCUUGACCAAAACGACAUGUCACAUCGGCUCAGAUGGCUGCAGGGUGCACAGGUUUGGUGGCCUAAUAUGUUGGAAUAUUUGCACAGCUUCCUCACUGCUUCCAAACACCUCUGACUGCAGCUACUAAGAUUACUUUAAGAUAUGUCUCCCUGGGUACAGUGACUUCUGUUUCAUCUGAUGCGUGCAUUCAAAGUUAGACUUCCCGCAGUGGUGUUUGGACUUGAUAAUAAUCAUACCUCAAAAAUGGUCAAUGAAAUGAUAAUUAUUUUUUCAAUACAGACCUGCACACAUUCGAAUUUCUUGUGUUCUGAUAUCUGCCUUUAUUAAAGAAGUACGGGCAGUUAAAGAUUGUGCUCAGGACUGAUCUGUGGCCCGACUGGUUGGUUGAAUCAAUAGUCAGAUGUAAUUGGUUGUUGUAGAUGUCUGUAGUUUAAAUAAAUGGGAUUCACACAAUGUCUUUAUUGAAAAUAGCUAAAAAAAGAACAUUUGUGUCAGUAAGAGAUUCCUAAUGUUGGUUAACUAAUAUAUUUAGUUUACUAUCCAUGCCUGUCAAUUGCAGUGACUAUGCAGACAAUUGCUUGUUUUGAUAUACUUUAAAUUAUUUUGAGUUUGUACAUCUUCAUGCACUAUUACCUGGUAUCAGGCUGCAGGGUAUCACCUAACAGACAGAGCAGACAGAGCUCAACCUGGUGAUUAAUGUUGGACGUAGUUACUGUGACGCUACGCACGACGUUUGUGGACUCGUGUUUUGAAGCCUUGAAGUCUUGAGUUUGGCAUUUUGCUGUUGCCUUCUUGGAUUUUUGAAGCCAGAAGUGACCAUAUUUGGAUGAGAUGGUGUAGAUAACUCUAAUGCAAGCUGCUAGCUUAGUUAGCAUGAUGGAUUUACAGGUAUGGUGAACUGUGAUAAUGCUAAUGCUAAUUUUUGCUAGCAACAAAAAAGAGGCCUAAAAAAACAUGAAUACAAAAUGUUACCAAAAAAAAACUAAAUACCCAACUCCUUAGAGAGUCUUUUAGUACAACCAAAUGCUGAAAAUUAUACUUAGGUUUGAUAGUAGACACCCUUUUCUUGAUAGGGUCCCAGUGUUCUGCCAUGUUCUGCUUAUCCAGUCCAGCUGCUUCUUCUCCAGUCUUUGGGCUUAUACCAGUUGCAAACAUCUGGCUGAAAUACUUACAGUUAUUACUUAAGAAUGACGAUCUCUCAGGUGGGUCCUUGGUAUGGCUGUCUCCUCCGGUUGAAAUGCUCUUGGACUGUCUUUACUGCUGGAAUAAUGGUGCUGCAGAACCUCUGCCGAUAAAUUUCUUUUGAGACAUUGUAUUUGGUUAGUACUGCCGCUUUAAUAGCUUUAUGGGACUCUGCCUGAUCCUUAUUUAUGUCAGCAUUUGUCAAAUCUUUGCCAGAAAGGGAUGAAAACAUUGGGAAUGGUGUAAAAUUCCUUCACUCCCUCUUUUAGGAUUCUCAUGUCACAGUAAGACAUUCCUGAGUACAGUCUGGUCUUCUUGUUUCAUAUAGAAACUGUUUUCUUUAUGCUGAACUACACUCGAUAAACUUCUCACUGGGCAGAAGGAAGAGUGCAUCUACUCAUGGAUGCGAGGCUUGCACGUCAGUGGGAGAUGUACAGAUUAAAAGUGUCUUCCUCGGCUAAGAUGUGAUGUUGGAAAGCUCAGUGCUGCUGGGUGAGCUAGCAGUCGAUGCUUACUUUAAUUGUCAGUGAACCGUCCACUGUUAAGGGAAGGAUGAUUUCUGAAAGGUCCAGGUGUAAGACCAGACUCUAUAUUUAGUAAGGACUCUGAGCUCCCUUGGGGUUGUCACUUUCACACAAGUGUCACAUUGAUUGAAAUACUUUAGAUAUUUUAAAUUUUGUUGUAACACCUUCCAUCGGCUGAGAAGUAACAGCAACCAUCUUGUUCUGAAACUAUUGACUUAAAAUGAAGCCACGAUGCUGUUACUAUGGACUGUGCUGUUGGUCAGGCAAAACAAGGCUUUUGAAGACAUUACCUUGUGCUCCAGGAACUUCUGAUUCGCAUUUUGACAUUUGACAGAUUAAACCAUGAAAGAAUUGAAUUCAUAUUACUGAAAUUGAAAGAAGAAAUAUAGAUUAAUCAGCAGGAACCUUAAACAUUAGGCUCAGCCCUACAAAGAGCAGUAGACUUUGUUGUGCCAUACCUGAAAAUGCCAAAGAGAUGUGAUAGGAAGUCAUUUGUUUGAGCUGAAGGUAACGAACAAACUCAUGCUAGAAUAAGACUAGUAAAACUAUAUUUAGUAAACACACUCAGAAAAAAAACAUCUAGAUAUGUAAGUGCAAAAUCUAUUCAGAAUAAAAUAAAAACAAUUUUAAACUACAAAACAAGGGAAAGACAUUCAUUUUAGCCUUUAACCAUCUGAAACCUGGAGCGACAUCAUUUCCCUCAUGCUGCUUUUUGACGCCUUUUCAAAGUAUUUAAUCCUUUGAACAAUGAAGAAAUUGGUUUGUUUACUUUCAAAACAUGAAAAAAAUGAAACUUUGAUCGAAAUGGUUCACAAAUUGCAAGUUAUUAAUAGAUUUAGAAAAAUAAAAUAUAUUUUUAGAAAGUAAAGAAAUAUCUAGGACAAAACAUC